AUGGCUAACGUCGAGUGGAUCAACAAUGAUCUGUUGGUGGAAUUGCUGGUACAGCAGCAUGGAACCAGUUUUAAGCGGCUUGUUGCUUAUGAGGUUAACGUUGCAACAAAAAAGGGAGAUAAUUACGCGAGUGAAAUGUACCGUGUGUCGCUGCAUUACGAUAUCGGUUUGUUUGUGAAGAAGAACAUUAUUCUUAAGGUGAUGCCAUCGGGAGAACUUCAGCAAAAAGUCAUGCAGGAGAACAAUAUCUACCCUAGAGAGAUCGUGAUUUAUGGACAGAUAAUUCCCAAGAUCUACAAACAUUUGAGAUCGAUGGGUGAUGUUUCGGUCAUUUCGCCGCAUUGUUUAAGCACUGCCACCACUCCCAAGCAGAUGCUCGUGUUUGAAGAUGUGUGCGAGCAGGGUUAUAAAAUGGUUGAUCGCCGGUACGGAUUAGAUGUAGACCACGCACGGUUGGUAAUUGUGAAGCUCGCCAAACUGCACGCCUGCUCACGGAUCGUAUACGAAGAGGAACCCGCACUGUUCGACCUCACGAAGGAAGGAUGCAUUUCCGAUGAUCCCAAGAAGCAGACAUUUCUGCCAUACUAUCGGCGAUGCGUUCGGCAGGUGAUGCGCCUAGUAGCAGAAUGGAACAGGGAUGGACGAUGGGAUCAGAUACAGCGAAAGCUGCAAAAGCUUCACGACAAGAUCAUUCCUUACGGGUGUGAUGUCUAUCGCAGAGAGGAGAAUUGCUUUAACGUGCUGAAUCACAACGAUAUAUGGCUAAACAACAUGAUGUUCUCCUACGGCGAAGACACUGGAGUGGAAGAUGUACUGUUGCUGGAUUAUCAGCUUGCAUUUUUCGGUUCACCAGGAGUGGAUCUUAAUUUCUUCCUGUACGGUUCACUACAACCGGAAGUUCGUGUUGCACACUUACCGGAUUUAAUACAGCUAUAUCAUACCACACUUCAAUCUACCUUGGAACAACUGUACUACACCGGAACGAUACCUACCCUCCCAGACAUCCACGUGGAGAUCAUUCGCAAAGGAUUCCAUCGUGUCAAUGCCGUCUUCCAACAGAUGCCAAUAGCGAUGAUGGAACGGUCGGGAGAAACAGACUUGGAUCUCCUUUUGGGGGAAGGCGAACGCAGUGAAGCAUGUCGUCGCGAUCUCUUUGACAACCCGCGUUAUGUCAGUGUCUUGCCAGCGCUGCUACGGGAGUUUGAUCUAAGUGGUUACUUAGAUUAA
Messenger RNA from Anopheles marshallii, 1227 nucleotides. RefSeq lists its product as uncharacterized. NCBI's taxonomy places the organism in Eukaryota, Metazoa, Arthropoda, Insecta, Diptera, Culicidae. The transcript is spliced from 4 exons. The record is from RefSeq and is a predicted model, not a curated record. Bases 1 to 1227 code for a protein of 408 amino acids.